This is a messenger RNA of Plectropomus leopardus (leopard coralgrouper), 497 nucleotides long. The record is from RefSeq and is a predicted model, not a curated record. Lineage: Eukaryota; Metazoa; Chordata; Actinopteri; Perciformes; Serranidae.
CACUUCUGAUGUUUAACGAAGAAGAAGAAAGUCUCAGACUGUCCUCUUGUUGGUGGUUUCACUCUCUUUAACAAUGUGGCUUUAUAAUUUUUUGCUGGGCUUUGACCUCAAGGGGAUAUUCCUGUUUAUUUUUAUUUUCAUCCUAAUAGCAGAGUUUAUCAAAAACAGGAAUCCUCCAAAUUAUCCUCCAGGACCAAUGGCUCUUCCCUUCUUCGGGAACAUCUUCAGUGUGGACGAUAAACAUCCACACAUUUCUUUUACCAAGCUGGCUGAUGUUUAUGGGAAUCUGUUCAGUCUCCGCCUUGGUAGUAACAAGAUGGUGGUUGUGUCUGGGUACAAGAUGGUGAAGGAAGCCAUAGUGACACAAGCCGAGAACUUUGUGGAUCGGCCAUACAGUGCAAUCACUGACAGGUUUUAUUCAGGAGACUCAGGUGGUCUGUUCAUGAGCAAUGGUGAAACAUGGAAGAAACAGCGGCGCUUUGCCUUGUCUACCUUAC